This is a messenger RNA of Oncorhynchus masou masou (cherry salmon), 2027 nucleotides long. It is a transcript of the gene trappc2, whose product is annotated as trafficking protein particle complex subunit 2. The record is from RefSeq and is a predicted model, not a curated record. Gene Ontology annotation, cellular component: TRAPP complex; cytoplasm; nucleus. The coding region runs from base 120 to 542 and encodes 140 amino acids. Gene Ontology annotation, biological process: endoplasmic reticulum to Golgi vesicle-mediated transport. The transcript is spliced from 5 exons. Lineage: Eukaryota; Metazoa; Chordata; Actinopteri; Salmoniformes; Salmonidae.
GUAUUUCGGUGGUCGAUUGCACCUUUUCAUGUCGUCAUCAAAAAGUGACGAUAUUCCCAGGAAAUAAGGAGAGUUUCAUUAUUUUUUUUGCAGAACUGCGUUGAUUGCUGGAAAGAAACAUGUCUGGCAGUUUCUAUUACGUCAUGGUUGGUCAUCAUGACAACCCAGUCUUUGAAAUGGAGUUCUUGCCUGCUGGUAAAGCUGAGUCAAAGGAUGACCACCGGCAUCUGAACCAGUUCAUUGCACAUGCAGCUCUCGACUUGGUGGAUGAAAACAUGUGGUUGUCUAACAACAUGUACCUGAAGACUGUGGACAAGUUCAAUGAGUGGUUUGUCUCUGCGUUUGUCACCGCAGGACAUAUGAGAUUCAUCAUGCUUCAUGAUGUACGACAAGAAGACGGAAUCAAAAACUUCUUCAAUGAUGUGUAUGAUUUAUACAUUAAGUUUGCAAUGAAUCCUUUUUAUGAAACCAAUGCUCCAAUCCGGUCGACGGCAUUUGACAGAAAAGUGCAGUUCCUUGGAAAGAAGCACCUCUUGAGCUAAUGAACCAACCUGAGUUCUGCACCUUUUUUUACUUUCUUCAUUGUGUUUAUCAUACACAUCAUUGGUCUACGAUCACCUGUUGGUUGUGUUUUGAUAAAUUCACUGUAUUACUUUCUUGAUUCUUACCAACCACAGUAUAAAAAAAUAGCAUUGGGAAGUGUUUUAUAAUUAAUUAAUGGCAUGUGUGAGUGUCACCAGCAUUUUGUUGCCUAGUUUGAUAAUAGUGACAUGGUCUCUGAGGUCUAGUUUGAUAAUAGUGACAUGGUCUCUGAGGUCUAGUUUGAUAAUAGUGACAUGGUCUGUAUGAGCUCGACCUAGCUGAUGAUGAAUGAGCUUGGUUAAAACAUGCAUAUUUAAUAUCUGAUGUUUGUGAAAUGUUCUAUGUCUUUACUGUCCAGAUUUUCUCAUCAAAACACUUUCCAAAUAAUUCACUAGCGUGUGUGUGUGCCUUUGCCAUACAAAGUAAUGGCAGAACAUUUCACUAAUCAUUUAAGCAUGUACAAAGACCAGCCGAUGCAAACAAACACUCACAUUCUGCGUGUAAUUGAUCCUGCAUAUAUGCAGUAAUAUUCACCACACCAGAAAACAUUUCCCAAAUGACUUACUCUGAAGGCUAACUCUUUACUGAUAUCUUUUUCACAUUUUAACAAAGUGUUUCCCCCCCUGUAACAGUGGAGAGUAAAAACAAACAUCUUUAGGAAAGAUCAUUCAUUCAAGGACUGUUUUUAUUCAAAUAGCAUUUUUCAUUCAACUUGCGUUCCGGUCAUUCUGGACAACACUGCUGUAGCAAAAUUAUAGAAAAACUGAGCAAAGAAAACUGUUCUCAACACUCUAUUUUGUGAGGAUGUACAUUACUGUAAAAUCAAUAAGCAAUGAUUGUUGAAAUCAAAUGUUACUAUUAAAACUAUACUAGUGUGUAAGAAAAUGAAAUUGAUCUCCAUAAAUGUAAAGAAAAUGCAUAUUAGAUGAAUUAAGAUGCCCGCAGAAACAAAAACAUGGACAGUUACAUACAUUAAACAUGGUUUAGCAUAUCCACCACCAUGACCAAGUUCAUAAUGUAUCACCCAUCUGUUAUUUACAAUUAGCCAAGUUAUCAGAACACUGAGAUUCUGGAAUGGUAAGAACAACCUUAUCUACCUUAUUGGUAGAGAGCAGAAUGUCAUGCAGCAUAAGCACUCUGCUUUAUUCUUUUCAUAUUUAGAAUUUCAGCUCGUCCUGUGCAAGUGUUGAACAUUGUGUCCAUUGCAUAAUGAUAACUCAUUCAUUACGUAACGUUGUGCAGAUAUCGCAAGGCCAGCAAAUUCAGCUACCAGCACCAAUAAUAUUAUAGUGUCAUAAACCUUCAUUUCUGCUUAGAUUUCCCACUCUCUGUACAAUAAAGUAGUGAUGCUAGAUUAGUGCUUUAAUUUUUUCAAAUUAAGACUGCAUAAAUUACUCUGCUUUGUAUCAACAUUUGUUGUAAUAAAUUAAUAUAUUAUGUUUGGA